ACCAGGGGCGGAAUGACCAUUCGAGCACUCGGGCACUGCCCGAGGGCACGGGGUCAGUAGGGGGCCCCAUGAGAUGCCCCUGGUACCUUUCAUUGGCUUUUUCAUAGGCUUUUUUGGGUGUUGGCGAGGACAUGGGGGCCCCACGAUCCCCUAUUGCCCGGGGGUCCCAUGAGUUGUCAGUCCGCCCCUGGCAGAGACGCAGGGGUGUCAUUAAUUCUUAAUGAACUGGAAGGAUGUACUGUAGUAGCAAAUAACAAUCAAACACACAUGAAUGUACUGUGCUGCAGCCAUAUG
Staurois parvus is the source of this 294-nucleotide messenger RNA. The record is from the annotation of a GenBank genome assembly. NCBI's taxonomy places the organism in Eukaryota, Metazoa, Chordata, Amphibia, Anura, Ranidae.